Molecule: messenger RNA, 1192 nt
Organism: Spirometra erinaceieuropaei
Lineage: Eukaryota; Metazoa; Platyhelminthes; Cestoda; Diphyllobothriidea; Diphyllobothriidae
Source: the annotation of a GenBank genome assembly
AUGGUCGAAACAAUCAAAAUCGAAACAACAACAAUACCAAUAACAACAACAAUCAUACUCAUUCUCCUCAUCCUACCUCUUCUUCCUCUUCCUCCGUCUAUUCUUCUGCCUUUUAUUCUCCUCCGUCACCUUCUUCUCCACCUCCUUCCCUUCGCCCCACUCGUUGUCCCCAGACUGGCAGGGUGAGCCCGCUCACUCUGGCAGCCUGGAAUGUUCGUUCCCUUUUAGACAAUCUGAGGAGCUACCGACCGGAGCGGAGGACGGCGCUAGUGGCACGGGAACUGGCGCGCUACAAGGUGGACAUCGCCGCACUCAGCGAGAUCCGAUUCUCCGAACAAGGCCAACUGGAGGAGGUGGGUGCCGGCUACACCUUCUGGAGCGGUCGACCCAGGGCAGAGCGACGGGACGCGGGUGUCGCCUUCGCCAUUCGGAACGACAUCGUGGGACGACUGUGUCGAAGGCGGACAAGUUGACUGACCUUGGUGACUUCAACGCCCGCGUCGGCACAGACCAUACUGCCUGGAGAGGAGUGCUGGGUCCCCACGGUCUCCGCGGCUCAAACGACAAUGGCCUGCUGCUUCUCCGCACCUGCGCAGAACACCGCCUCAUCCUGACGAACACGUUCUUCUGUCUGCCGGAGCGAGAGAAGGCCCCCUGGAGGCAUCCUCGGUCGCGUCAGUGGCACCUGCUGGACUAUGUCCUCGUCCGGACGCGAGAUCAGGGGGACUUACUGGCGACAAAGGCUAUCGCGGGCGCUGACGGGUGGACAGACCAUCGCCUCGUCAUCUCGAAGAUGCGUAUUCGCCUACAGCCUCGCAGGAGACCACAAGGUAAGCAACCCCCAGGUAAGCUGAAUGUUGCCUUGUUGUCUUUGCCCGCUCACCACCUUCAUUUCAGCAAUGAGCUAGCUCAAAGGCUAGACAACCUUCCUAUCGCUGCUGCCGCCGACGACGCCGCCGCUGCCGAGAACGCCUCCGUGGAGAACCGCUGGUGUCAACUGCGAGACACGGUCCAAUCGACGGCGCUCGCCGUCCUCGGUUGCGCUCCCCGCCAACACCAGGACUGGUUCGACGACGACGACGCCGCCAUCAGAAAUCUGCUUGCUGAGAAGAACCGCCCACACAAAGCCUACAUAGAUCACCCCACUGAUGCCACCAAAGCUGCCUUCUACCGCAGUCGCCGCCAACUGUAG